Penaeus vannamei (Pacific white shrimp) is the source of this 984-nucleotide messenger RNA. The record is from RefSeq and is a predicted model, not a curated record. NCBI's taxonomy places the organism in Eukaryota, Metazoa, Arthropoda, Malacostraca, Decapoda, Penaeidae.
AUGGCUGCGUGGGUGAACCGCAAGGACUCGGGGGUCCGUGUCCUUGGCGGUCCGCGGUCCAGUGGUCCGGCUGGGGUCCUGGAUCUCCGUUCAGCACUGGGGGCAACAGAUGGCGCUGGGGUUGAGGCGACGCCGGGAGUCACUUGCGCCUCAGCCUCCGGAGGAACCGCAGCAGCGCCCGUCGUCCCGUGGAAAGUCGAAAUCCUGAAGAGAGCGAAGAUGCGGCUGCUAUUGGCUUCUGCUGCGCUGCUGUGGCUGAGCGCAGCGGCGGCGGCGGAGACGGUCGAGGUGCAGCUCCAGCAGGGCGCCAUCGUGGGCUCGAGGUCCGAGGCCAAGGGCGGCAGGGCCUUCUACGGCUUCCUGGGCAUUCCCUUCGCUCAGCCUCCGGUCGGGGCACUCAGGUUCAAGGAUCCCGUGGCCGCCGGGGCGUGGGAGGGCGUGAGGAACGGCACCGUGGCCCCGCCCUUGUGCCCGCAGCCGGACGCGCCCUCGGACUGGAUGCAGGAGGACUGCCUCUACCUCUCCGUGUUCACGCCGCAGCCCAACCGGACUGACCUCCCCGUGAUGGUGUGGCUUCCCCAAGGAGGCUUCAUCAGCGACGCGACGCCCCUGUUCCAGCCGGAGUUCCUCCUGGCGAAGGACGUGGUCCUCGUCGUCCUGCAGCACCGCCUCGGCGUCCUGGGAUUCCUGUCGACCGAGGACGCCGAGCUCCCUGGCAACCUGGGGCUGAAGGACCAGGCGAUGGCCCUUCGCUGGGUGCAGGACAACAUCCGCGACCUCGGCGGAGACCCAGACAAGGUCACCAUCUUCGGCCAGAACGCGGGGGGCGCGGCUGUGCACUACCACAUGCUGUCUCCCAUGUCCAGUGGCCUCUUCCAGCGAGCCAUCAUGCAGUCGGGGGCGGCGCUGUGUCCCUGGGCGCUCCGGGAGGACCACCGGCAGGUGGCCUUCGGCUUCGGCCGCAUGGUGGGCUGUCCGGGCGAC